UCCCCACACCCACACUGUCAAUGAGUCAGUCCCAGAGAUUCCUUCGAGCAAGCAGAGGAGAGGGCGGCUCCUAUGCUCCACCGGUCCUCGAUCCCCGAUAGCAGGUUGAGGCCGCUCGUGAGUAUCUUUUGGAUAAGUCCUUUGUGCAUCAUACACCGGGGGAACGCAAAGUGGCAGGACAGCGAGUCAAUGUGGCUAAAAUGGAAAUGGGUGUGCAGGGGACAAAACCCAAGGCCAGUGAGGCACAUGUCGCUCACAUCGUCAGUAAGUCACUAUCGGAGGACAUCGAUUGCCAGCCAGAAUCGGGAAAGGCAAAGGUCGGUUUUUUCCGUGCCUCAUGUCUGUAUCUCCUUAUGUUUAAUUCAGCUCGAGUGGGCAAAGAAGGCAGCGGCAUUGAUCGAGCGGUUUGGAGGUUUUUCCUCCAUCUAGAUCAUCGUCUGAACAGUCCAUUGAAUGCGUUCACAGCAUCGGAUACACCGCACAAGCAGUUCGACAGCCUCGACCUGUGGUUAGUGCCAGCUCUAGUACGUUUCUUUGCCACUUUUUUGCCCUUAUUUCUUGGAUUGACUUGUUGUUAUCUAGGAUGAUGAGGACGUAAUAUGCUAAACGAAUUUGGGAUUCGACCAAUUGCCAAUUUCAAAGAGGCUAAGACCGAAGAUGGUCAGGUCAUCCACCCUCCUGACCCACGUCUUAUUGCCCUGCAUGCAACCUGUGCAUGGGUUCUUCAUUCAUCUGGUGC
Molecule: messenger RNA, 739 nt
Organism: Cantharellus anzutake
Lineage: Eukaryota; Fungi; Basidiomycota; Agaricomycetes; Cantharellales; Hydnaceae
Exons: 1
Coding region: 201-587 (128 amino acids)
Source: RefSeq, a predicted model, not a curated record